Achroia grisella is the source of this 2012-nucleotide messenger RNA. It is a transcript of the gene Hpf1, whose product is annotated as histone PARylation factor 1. Gene Ontology annotation, molecular function: poly-ADP-D-ribose binding; histone binding. The record is from RefSeq and is a predicted model, not a curated record. Gene Ontology annotation, biological process: DNA damage response; regulation of protein ADP-ribosylation. Bases 393 to 1646 code for a protein of 417 amino acids. The transcript is spliced from 6 exons. NCBI's taxonomy places the organism in Eukaryota, Metazoa, Arthropoda, Insecta, Lepidoptera, Pyralidae. Gene Ontology annotation, cellular component: nucleus.
AUGGCAAUGUACAUCCUCUGAACCACUUUUGAUGUGGACAUGUUUUUUAAUGUAAUAUGGCGUCAUAAUUUUUGACACCUUCAUUUGACUCUUUCAAUAAUUACUGUGAUAAUUUCGAUUGGGAGUUGGUUGAUCUUCAAACUCUACUUCUCUCUUCUACUACUUCUGUAAACCGGACAGAUUUUAACAUUAUAAGACGCAGUCAAUUUGACAUUGAUAAUCCUACAUUCACUGUCAUUCAGAUAUAAAUAAUGCUAUCUGGCAUUUCAAAAUUCAGAUUUUGCGACAGAAAAUAUAUACUUGUUAGCUAUUUAUCGUUUAAUUGAGUUGUAAAAUUGCUGGUAGCAUUUUGGAGAACAAAAAGAAUACCGUAAGUUAGUUCAAGAAUAGAAAUGUCUGAUGAAUGGAAAGAUUACGAUAAAGAUUCAAGACCUGCAUGUAAGUAUGGAUCAAAGUGCUAUCAAAAGAACCCUACACAUCAUGCAACCUAUAAACAUCCACCACUACAGAAGCGAGUUAAAAAGGAAAAGAAUCGUAUACAUCCCUAUAAGAAACCAAUAAAACCUGAUAUUAAGACUAACGCUGAAAGUAGUGAUAAGGAAAGUAAGAAACAUAAGGAAGCUUCCACAUCAACAAGUAAAACACAAAGCAAAGAAGUUCCAUCCUGUACAUAUGAAACCACAUGCAGUAUACAGCUACCAGAGACCAUAAACUACUAUGAUAAAGAUACAGAUCAUAGUGUUAUAAAGGAAUUGUUUUUGGCAGAUAUGCCUUCUGAUUUUUUCAAAUUUUAUGAAUGUCUGAACUGUAUGGAGAAAGGGAUUGAGAAAACUUUAUCAAGUGUGAAUCUGGAAAUGAUUGGUCCAUAUGAUUUGUUGACUGGAAAGUUGCCUAAAGUGGAUGAUAAAGAAUUAUAUUUGAUUCACUGGCGAUUCUUCUAUGAUCCUCCAGAAUUUCAUGCAGUCUUAAAAAAAAAGGGUAACAGUCAAUAUCAUAUUGGUUAUUUUAGAGAUGACCCUGAUGAGGAUCCAGUAUUCUUGGGAAGCAAUGAUAGUGCCAAGGGCUGUACCAUUAGUAUUAUGUCUGACAAUAUAUUUGGAGCUGUAUAUAUGUACUUGCAAAAUGAAAAAAAAACAUCUCCCUUUAUUGCAAUGGCAUGUGAGAAACUCAUUGAGAAGAUUAAAAAAGUAGCAGAAGAAAAUAAUUAUUCACUAGAAUACAAUAUUAAGAAAAGAUGGUCGCAGGCAGUGACUAAAACAUUGCAUGGAGCUGGGAUAGUAGUGCCUUAUAAUAAGAAAACGCAACUUGGCUAUAGACAUUUAGUGGAAUCUGAUGCAAAUAUAAAAAAGUAUUUCACACAACUUGAAGCAGCAGAAUCUCAAAAUGAAAGGGAUAAGAUACUCUCUGACCUGCAACCAGUAAUAACAUAUGCCAAUAUAGCAGUGGACGAAUGUGACUUUGGUACAGGUUUAGAAAUUGGAAUAGCUUUAUUUUGUUCUGGACUAAAGAUUCUUGAACAAAAUGCUCUAAGUAAUCUAACCUCUACAUACACUUUACUUAAAAGGAUGGAAUUUAUUAAAAUAAUCCAGGCGCAUAUCAAGUAUCGUCGCACAGGAUCAAAUAUGUCCAUGUUGGCCUCUAGUUAGUAAAUUGAACAAUAAGAUUGGAAGGUGUGAACAAUAGGAAUGAAUGUUGUAACAAUCAACAAUAAUGUAACUAAAAAUCUAUUGUACUUAAUUAUUUUGUGUAAUCUCUGUUUUUUUAAGUUAUCUAAUUUAAUAAAAUAAAUGCUAAAAUAAUCGAGUAUUGUUAUGUGGAGAGUUCUAGUGGUUUUUACCUCGAUUUAUAAUCCAAAUGUCAUGAGCAUAUCUAGCCAACACCAAGGAAAUUUGUGUAUAAAUUUAUAUCUUUGCCUGACUCUACAAUAAUUAAAUAAUAAUUUAUAAAUUCAUUCGAAAGAAAUGUGCUGAAUACAGCUGGUUAUAAACAACAAGGAAUUAAAUAACAUAUAA